This is a messenger RNA of Staurois parvus, 2362 nucleotides long. Lineage: Eukaryota; Metazoa; Chordata; Amphibia; Anura; Ranidae. The record is from the annotation of a GenBank genome assembly.
AUGUCAUCUUGUGAAAGUGAAAACCAAACAACCAAUUUGUGUAACGGUGAUCCAGAGAGAUUAAGUAGCGGUAACAAAUCUGAUCCAUACACUUGUGAUCUUCCAUUUUAUGUCUGUGAGUUUGUGGACAAAGAGGUUGGAAAUGAUUUCAAGUCUCUACGAAAAGUAGCCGCUCUUUUAGAAACUAUAUCAGGAGAGACCAAACACCUAGAAGAGCAGGUUCUUACUGUCUCUACUGAGGCUCCAAAGCGAAUUCAGGCUGCUUUAAACAAUGCAGAAGACACCAAAUCCUUUGUUGCUGCUCUUCUGGAAAGAGAGACGACUGUGUCUCAAUCCAUCAAUGAACACCUAAUGGAGGCUGCACCAUGGAUGGAAGACUUAGGAGCCUUAAUUCAACAGAUCAGUGAAGUGGAAUGUCAUCUAGCUUACCUGAAAUGGAUCUCACAAAUUGAGGAGCUAAGUGAUAACAUUCAGCAACAUCUGAUGACCAACAAUGUUUCUGAAGCUACAAAUACAAUGGUAUCAAUGGCUGAGCUAGCUAUUAAGCUCCAGGAUUCAUCUUGUACUCAUCUACUAAAAUUCAUCUGUUCCACUGUUCAGUUCUGGCACAAAAUUCUUAAGGACAAGUUAACAAGUGAUUUUGAAGAAGUGUUAAAUCAGUUACAUUGGCCUUUUGUGAGUCCACAUCAGCCACCAACACCAGUUUCCUCAACAUCUUCCUCAGUUGGAGCUAAUGAAGUUUACACUAACCUGCAAACACUCUUCACUCAACUUCUUAAGCUUCAAGUUUCAGAUGAACUAAUAAGUAAACCUAAACAGAUGCCAGAGAAAUUUUCCCUUCCAUCCUCUCCUCCUAUCAUUCUUCCUAUGCAGAUUAUGCUAGCUCCUUUGCAGAAGAGGUUCCGCUAUCAUUUUACAGGCAACAGGCAAACUAACCUUUUAAACAAGCCUGAGUGGUACUUAACGCAAGUCCUCAUGUGGAUUUCAAACCACACAAAGUUUUUGCUUGAGAAGAUUCAGCCUAUCCUGAUUAAGGCAGGCUCCUCAGUGAAUAUUAAGAUGGAGUUUACUCGUGGUCUGGUGUUGUUGGUGCUAGAGAAGUUAUCUGCUGACAUCCCAUGUUUGUUGUAUGAUGAUGUCCUCUACUGCCAUUUGGUAGAUGAGGUGCUUCUGUUUCUAAGAGAACUACACUCAGCACAUGGCUACCUGAACAAUAUGCCAAACUGCAUGCACAUUCUAUCUGAGGACACCUUCUUUCAGCGAUGGCUAACUGUGGAAAGGAAAUUGGCUCUAGAGAAGAUGGAUUCCAUGUUAUCUUCAGAGGCUGCCUGGGCUUCUCAGUACAAGGAUAUUAGUGAUGUGGAUGAAAUGAAGUUUCCAGAUUGUGCAGAGACAUUUAUGACUCUACUUCUUGUUAUUACAGACAGGUAUAAGAAUCUGCCCACAGCGGAAAAGAAGCUGAAGUUCCUGGAACUGCAAAAGGAGCUGGUUGAUGACUUUAGGAUCCGUCUAACACAAGUGAUGAAGGAAGAGAGCCGAGCUUUGCUAGAUCCUAAAUACUGUGCGAUACUCAAUGCUGUCAACUACAUAGCAGCUGUGCUAGCUGACUGGGCUGACAAUGUUUUCUUCUUACAGCUUCAGCAGGCUGCACUGGAGGUUUGCACUGACAUUCAUUCUAGCAGUAAGCUUCAGCUGGGACAGCUGGCUUCUAUGGAAAUAUCUGUCUUUGAUGAUAUGAUUAACCUACUUGAGAGACUGAAGAAUGACAUGCUAAGUCGUCAGGUAGAACAUGUGUUCAGAGAAGUAAAAGAAGCAGCAAAGAUGUACAAGAAAGAAAGGUGGCUUUCACUGCCGUCACAAUCGGAACAAGCUGUGAUGUCACUAUCUAGCACAGCCUGCCCUAUGCUGCUAGCACUCAGAGAUCGUCUCCUUCAGCUGGAGCAACAGCUUUGUCAUACUUUGUUUAAAACUGUCUGGCAGAUGCUUGCAGAAAAAACUGGAUUUGUUCAUUUAUCAAGAUAUUAUUUUGGCAAAUCAUUUUAAUGAAGGAGGAGCAGCACAACUGCAGUUUGAUAUGUCCCGGAAUCUCUUUCCUUUAUUUUCGCACUACUGUAAGAGGCCAGAGAAUUACUUUAAGCAUGUGAAGGAGGCAUGCAUUAUCCUCACCCUUGGUAUAGGUCCAGCGCUGCUCCUGAGGGAUGUGCUACAGACUGCAGCACACAAUGUGGAUAGUACCGACAUCAACAGCAAAGUGCCCUCUGCUACUGCAGCUCUGAAUGAACUUGGAAUAUACAAGCUGGCACCACAAGAUGUAGAAAUUCUGUUUAAUCUAAGGACCAAUUGGCCAAACACUGGAAAAUAA